CAGCUCUGACUAUUAGCCAGUUCAUAUUGAUACUCGCAGAGUUGUUUCUCUUUCUCCUUAUUCACGGUACUAUCGUCUUGCAUCUGCCGCCGCGCCGGUCGUCGAUCCCCAUGGCUUCCGCCGCCGCAAAUCGCCCGCGGAAUAAGAAGAAACCUGAAUGGCCGAAGCUCCGGUACGGUAUUGGCCGCUGCAAACGCUGCCGGGAACUUGAUAAACUGAAACUGAAACCCAAGCCGGACGACAACGAUUACAUAUGGCAGGACGACGAUUUCGGGGGCGACGAAGAACUAAUGCCAAGGGUCAUUCAUUACCGGAGGAAAUGCGAGGUCACCGGUAUGAGGAUUUGCUACCACUCGAUCCCUCUGACAUAGAAAGUACAAGGGAGUUUUUUUUUACAAAAGAUAAUCAUAUAUUGAUUCACAAGAAAGUCAGUUACAUCCUGGAAUUCAGCCAGGCCUGGAAAUCAAAAACACGACACGUGGUUGGCAACAAUGAAAGGGCCUUUCUAGCCACUAAAUGGGCUACCCUAUUGUGACGCCGACCUACAAAUCGCACACUAAACCCUGAAUGAAAGGCAAAAUAAGAAACUACUUCUUCAAGAACAGCCCCCAUCCGGACAUCACCAAGAGUUGAUGUGGACCUUGGAUUGAAAAACCUUAGGGGAGCGCUAGUUGUUGAUGCUAAUAUUUAUUUGCCUUUUAAGGAGCUAGGAAUGAAAUUAUAUAUUUAGU
Messenger RNA from Linum trigynum, 731 nucleotides. NCBI's taxonomy places the organism in Eukaryota, Viridiplantae, Streptophyta, Magnoliopsida, Malpighiales, Linaceae. The record is from the annotation of a GenBank genome assembly.